This is a messenger RNA of Bolinopsis microptera, 1455 nucleotides long. Its product is annotated as cell fusion protein aff-1-like. The record is from RefSeq and is a predicted model, not a curated record. Gene Ontology annotation, cellular component: cell-cell contact zone. Bases 1 to 1455 code for a protein of 484 amino acids. Gene Ontology annotation, biological process: syncytium formation by cell-cell fusion; multicellular organism development. NCBI's taxonomy places the organism in Eukaryota, Metazoa, Ctenophora, Tentaculata, Lobata, Bolinopsidae. The transcript is spliced from 2 exons.
AUGAUUUUUGUUGUGUUGCUGAAUCUGAGCCUUUUUGGCAGUGUGCGGACGGAUAAUGUAGAAACCUGCACCCAUCCGGCAACUUUGCAACCACAGAAAACAGCCACUAACCACAGCUCUGCUGAGGCCGACAGGAGGAUAUUUAAAUCCAGUGGGGGUCGUGACGCUUUCCAGAAAUACACGUCUGCCGGACAAAAAUCAAGUCUGGGCCUCCACGAAGCAGUAUGCUACAACUACACAGAAUCCAGUAAAGGUUGGACCAAGUUUCUGAUAGAGUUGGUCAAGAUGGAGGAGGUUUAUCCUAUCGUGGAGAGUUACGACUUCUCCAUUCCCAAAGUAGAAACACGUUGCUGGUGCGACUGUCCGGGAGGGAGGGACUACUGCAACUCGGGAAAACACCAAUGUCAGGAACCUUGUGUGUCCUGGUUUAAAGAUGAUCAGACUGUGGAUGGCUGCUCAAUAACACUGGGGCGGAGUCAGCUGUGCUGUACAGCUGAGUUGUAUGGGAUGGCAGGACCGGAAAUACCACAACUUCUCCCAAAUCAGACUCACUUCACUGCAGUCAAACUGGGGAUACCUAGUCUUGUGGCGACUAUAUCUCAAAAGGGUUACAACUACACGGAUGGUACUUCCGUGGAACUGUUCAGUGAUAUCCGGCAAGUGAAACUGGAGAAACACCAUCUGCUGGAAGAGAAGUUAAGGAUUGUGCUGCACCUUGAUAUGGGCAGUGUCUCGCACAAGAUCCUGGAGAACGCGUGGUAUUUUAUGGUUCCUGGACAUCCCAUUCCUAAGUUAUACACAGGAUGUGAUAUAAAUGGUAAAGACGAAUGGGAUGUUGAGAAAUUAGGGUGGUUCCGACCAAACGGGACUGGAUAUGAAUUUGACAAGUCGAGGUUAGCAUCAGCAAUAUCAGGGGAAGUUAAGAGUUGCGGGGACCAGAGGUUGGAUAACUUCCAGCUUGACGCUCUCUACACUAAUGAGUUCCCAGGAGAUGCCUAUGAUCUUAAGGAGGACUGGGAAAGGGAGGGAAAGUACGAGAUAAAAGAUAACUCAGUUGUGAUAGAAAGAACGGUCUCUGAAAGGAUAGAGGUCACCAUGACGCUCAAGGAUAACCAGGACAUCAUUCUCCCUGCUGGCAAUUCUAGUGUGCAAAACUUUGAUGCGGAAAUCACAGUAAGUCAAGAUGGUUUAGUGUACCUAACGAUCACCUUGUACGAGGCAGAGGGAACUCUGGAAGGAAGAUACUACUCCGAUAACUCCUCCACCAGCGAUGGAGAGAGCAGAGGUUUCACCAUCUUCAUCCCUGACGGACCGCAGAAUGGUCUAAAGAAACAGCUAAAAGAGACUGCUGAGAAAACAUGUUUCCCAUCCCCUCCCCGAGGGUACUGGGACGUGGCAUCAUGCUCUUCUUCCGAGCUUGUUCGAAUAGUGUGUACUUCUGAAAAGGGAGUUUGA